Messenger RNA from Desarmillaria tabescens, 1560 nucleotides. Its product is annotated as Piwi domain-containing protein. The record is from RefSeq and is a predicted model, not a curated record. Bases 1 to 1560 code for a protein of 519 amino acids. Gene Ontology annotation, biological process: regulatory ncRNA-mediated post-transcriptional gene silencing. Lineage: Eukaryota; Fungi; Basidiomycota; Agaricomycetes; Agaricales; Physalacriaceae. The transcript is spliced from 16 exons. Gene Ontology annotation, molecular function: RNA endonuclease activity; single-stranded RNA binding.
AUGGUCGGCUUCGCGACGAAGAAGCCUGAUCAGCGACUGAGGGCAAUCCAGGCUGGCAUUCAGGUCCUCGCAUAUGGCCAAUCCCGAUACGUCCCGGAUUUCGGACUAGACAUCAAGACAGGUUCUCUGCCCAUGGAGAUUCCUGCACGAAUGUUCAAUGUGCCAGAGCUCAGAUACGGAACAGGAUCGAAGCAACUGACUGUUCGACCGAGGGAUGGAGCUUGGAACAUGGUCGGCAAGAAAUUCUUUAAGCCUAUGCCUCUGGGGACUUGGAUCGUUGUGAUAUUCGUUCCACAGCACCGCUUCCGUCAAGAUGAAGUGAACAGAACUAUAUCUGAUCUGAUUCGAGGAUGCGAAGCUGUCGGCAUGACGGUGCAAGACAAGCGACCGAUAUGUGUCUACAAGAAUGCCCAAAGCGUAAUUAAUCAGUCUAUAUCUGAUGCCCUAUCGGAAGCUAGAACUAAGCACAAUACGGUGCCUACAUUCAUUCUUUGUAUUCUUCCUGACGGGAGCAACGCGGACUUGUAUACGGCAGUCAAAUUUCCUCACCAUUCGUGUUUACAGAGAGGCAUUGCCAAUCAGUGCCUGCGGGUCGGCAAAUGUAGAAAUGCCCAACCACAAUAUUGGGAAAAUGUUGCCCUGAAGAUUAACGUCAAGUUGGGCGGUAUAAAUGUAAUCCCAGAUCCGAGGUCUGCGUCUAUCAUUUCCGACCCUAGACAGCCAACAAUUAUCAUGGGCGCAGUCGUUAUGCACCCAGCACCAGGCAGUCAAUCACCCUCCUACGCGGCGGUGGUGGCAAAUAUUGACUCUGAUGGCGCACGAUACGUAUCGAGGACCACACUCCAGUUAGGGAGGCAGGAAAUGAUCGAAGAUCUGCAGACGAUGGCAAAGGAUCUGCUCAAGUCGCACAUAAACAAUCCAACUAAAGUAGGGGGGGCCAAGACACUGCCAAAACGAUUGAUAUUCUUUAGGGAUGGUGUGUCCAAAGGCGAAUUCAAGCGUGUUUUGGACCUGGAACUGCCUUUGCUUCGAGCUGCAUGCGUUGACGCUGAAAUCUCUCCACCUCCCAAAAUUACGUUCAUCAUUGUCGGGAAGCGUCACCAUAUGAGGUCCUUCCCAAAGAACGACAGGGACAAAGAUGCGAAGAGCGGUGACCUCCUCCCAGGUACUGUCAUCGAUCAAGCAAUUACCAGCCGGGUGGAAUUCGACUUCUACCUGCAAAGCCAUGGAGGACUUCUUGGUACCAGCAAGAGUUCGCAUUAUACUAGAACUCACGCUCUCUACAGCCCAGAUGCGAUACAAGCUCUGGCUUAUACUCUCUGUUUUACCUACGCCAGGUCGACGCGUUCAGUGUCCAUUCCCACGCCAGUCUACUAUGCCCAUAUUGUUUGUAGUAGGGCAAAGACACACUACGACCCCCAGGGCACUUCGUCGUCGAUCGUGUCAGGAGGGUCGCAAACCAGAGAAGAGACACUUGCCCAGCACAGAGGACAGUAUCAGGAGGUACAUAAUGCUCAGGCAAAGCGCAUGUAUUUCAUGGUGAAUAAUGCUUUGUUGUAG